Aptenodytes forsteri (emperor penguin) is the source of this 4127-nucleotide messenger RNA. It is a transcript of the gene FCHSD2, whose product is annotated as FCH and double SH3 domains 2. Gene Ontology annotation, cellular component: neuromuscular junction; recycling endosome. The transcript is spliced from 19 exons. The coding region runs from base 37 to 2196 and encodes 719 amino acids. NCBI's taxonomy places the organism in Eukaryota, Metazoa, Chordata, Aves, Sphenisciformes, Spheniscidae. Gene Ontology annotation, molecular function: protein binding. Gene Ontology annotation, biological process: neuromuscular synaptic transmission; regulation of actin filament polymerization. The record is from RefSeq and is a predicted model, not a curated record.
GUUACACAAGAGCUAAAGAACAUUCAGGUUGAGCAGAUGACAAAACUUCAGGCCAAGCAUCAGGCAGAAUGUGAGCUACUUGAAGAUAUCAGAGCGUUCAGUCAGAAAAGAGCUGCAAUAGAGAAAGAAUAUGCACAGAGCAUUCAGAAGCUGGCUAGCCAAUACUUAAAGAAGGACUGGCUUGGAAUAAAAGCUGAUGAACGAAGUGAUUAUAGGAGCAUGUACUCAGUUUGGAAAUCACUUUUAGAAGGCACGAUGCAAGUGGCCCAAUCCCGACUCAAUAUCUGUGAGAACUAUAAAAACUUAAUUUCUGAACCAGCCAGGACUGUACGGUGCUUUAAGGAACAGCAGUUGAAGAAGUGCGUGGACCAUUUGACAAGGAUCCAAGCUGAAUUACAAGAGACAGUAAAAGAUUUAGCUAAAGGCACGAAGAAAUAUUUUGAGACUGAACAGAUGGCUCAAGCAGUUCGGGAGAAAGCUGAUAUUGAGGCCAAGUCCAAACUUAGUCUUUUUCAGUCAAGAAUAAGCUUGCAGAAGGCAAGUGUAAAGUUAAAAGCACGACGAUCCGAGUGUAAUUCCAAGGCUAUCCAUGCAAGGAAUGAUUAUCUUCUCACUUUAGCAGCUGCUAAUGCACACCAAGAUCGCUAUUAUCAGACAGACUUAGUAAACAUUAUGAAGGCUCUUGAUGGAAAUAUAUAUGAUCACCUUAAGGAUUAUUUAAUGGCAUUCAGCAGGACUGAACUAGAGACAUGCCAAGCUGUACAAAACACAUUCCAGUUUUUACUGGAGACUUCCAGCAGGGUGGUGCGGGAUUACAAUCUACAGCUGUUUUUACAGGAGAACUCUGUGUUUCACAAACCGCAGCCUUUCCAGUUCCAACCAAGUGACAGCGACACUAGUCGACAACUGGAAUCAGAAACUGGAACGACUGAAGAGCACAGCCUCAACAAGGAGGCUCGGAAAUGGGCUACUCGGGUAGCCCGUGAACACAAAAACAUCGUCCACAGCCAACGGACACUUGAAGAGCUAGAAUGCCACGGGCCUGUGAUGUCUGAGCAAACCCGAGCAGAACUGGAGCAGAAAAUAGAUGAAGCAAGAGAGAGUAUUCGCAAGGCUGAGAUAAUUAAGCUGAAAGCAGAAGCCCGUCUUGAUCUGCUGAAGCAGAUCGGUGUGUCUGUGGAUACGUGGCUAAAAAGCGCGAUGAACCAAGUGAUGGAAGAACUGGAAAACGAACGCUGGGCCAGCCUGCCUUCGGUGACCAACAACGGCUCUUCGCAUCUGAUUAACACUGAUGCAGAAAAGGAAGAAGGUGAAGAGUUUGAAGACAGCAUGGAUGUUUUUGAUGACAGUAGUUCUAGUCCUUCUGGUACUCUAAGGAAUUAUCCUCUCACCUGCAAAGUUGUUUAUUCAUAUAAGGCUUCUCAGCCAGAUGAAUUGACCAUAGAGGAGCAUGAGGUAUUGGAGGUCAUUGAAGACGGAGAUAUGGAAGACUGGGUAAAGGCACGGAAUAAAGCGGGUCAAGUGGGCUAUGUGCCAGAGAAGUACCUGCAGUUCCCGACGUCCAGCAGUCUGCUGAGUAUGCUACAGUCCCUUGCGGCACUGGAUAGUCGAUCACACACCUCAAAUAACUCCACUGAGGCCGACUUAGUCUCAGGCAGCCUGAACGGAGACUCCAGUGUCUGUUUUGUAAAAGCACUUUAUGAUUACGAGGGCCAGACAGAUGAUGAGCUGUCCUUCCCGGAAGGAGCGAUCAUCCGUAUCUUGAACAAGGAAAAUCAAGAUGAUGAUGGCUUUUGGGAAGGAGAAUUCAACGGACGCGUUGGGGUGUUCCCAUCAGUAUUAGUCGAAGAGCUUACAGCUUCAGAAAAUGGAGAGACUCAGUGGAUUGGAGAUAUUCAGGUAUCCCCGACUCCGAAGCCUAAUAAUGCCCUUCCGCCGCUGCCACUGUAUGACCAGCCUCCCACUAGCCCCUACCACAGUCCGGAUAAAAGAGGUUCUCAGUACUUCCCCAGAUCACCGUCAACUAACGAAAACAGCUUCAGUUCAGAGUCCCCCGGAUUCUCACAGCCCCCGCGAAUCCCUCCCGAAACUUCGUACGGCAAACUGCGACCCGUGCGAGCAGCUCCACCACCCCCUACGCAGCAUCAUCGCCGGACAACAGAGAAGAUAGAGGACGUGGAAAUUACUCUGGUGUAAUGAUCGGACUAGUUAAGUAGUAGUGCUACAAUCAAGACCAAACGCGGUAUUUGGUCGAUCUCGUUUUUAGGCACCUUUGCAUGAUGAAGACUUUUAAUAGAGCAAGAGAUAGGGAGGAUUUUAUGUGGCAGUGACAUGGUGGAUUCCUUCCCACAGUCAUGACUAUUUCGUGCCUUUUUUUUGUUUGUUUUGAUUUCUAUACGUCGUUCUUCCUCUCUUAGCACAAACCAAGACGGGCCAAACAGCGAGCAGAGGAUUGCCUUGGAGCAGGUUUCUCUCUUGGCUGAAGAUGGUCAAAUUUAUACGGAGGCUGAGGGAAGAGCCUCGUUCAUGCGACCUAGUCAUAGCAUACUUCGAUCACGUGCAUUAGUACAGUAUAUUACUGUUGCCAUAGGAAUGUGUUAAAGAUUGUCACUUCUUCAAGUAGCAUUACUCGUCUGAUUAGGUAUUAAUCAGAUCUUGCGGAAUGAAAAAGGGAACUGAAAAAUAAGUGUAAGGAGAGGCUGGCUCCUCUUGAAUCCCCUUGCAGAAAGGAAGAAACGGGAAAAUAAUCUUACAGAUAAGGAAAACUGAGGCAGAUCAUACGGCGUUAAUUACAUUAAUGCACACCUCUUCAAUAAUUAACAGUUAAACAGAACUAAAUGUUCUUUGUAUUAAUAUUUAUGCAGUACAUUUAGUAAUAGAGUAUCUAAUAUGGAGGUGCUGAAUUAGUAGCAACAUCCUGUUCCAUAGCAUAAACCGACUGGUAGAGAAGUAAGUGAGAUUUUGUCUAGAUCUGGAAAUUGAGCUUCAUUUUUUUCUUAGCAGAUUUUGGGGGUUUUUGUUUUUGUUUUUGUUUUUAAAAAAAGUAUUUGGGUCACUCUUAUCCCAGUUAUUGCCGUGUACUUUAUUAUCCAACGUUAGCAGUAUAUCUUUGUCAUCACAACAUCUGGCUAGAGUUAGAGGUUACAUUUAGAGUAUUUACACGCGUUAUUUAGUUUUUGCAUUGGAUGGUCCUGUAGCAUUUUCCCACGCGAAGCCCGUUAACGAGCCAAAGCCAGAGAGCCAGGAAAAGCUCCGGUUUCUGCGAAGCCUUCAGACCGCCUUUGUGGCCAAGACUGUGGUCUCAAAUGACUCCCAGGCAAGAAAUAGAGAGUAAAAGAAUUUCAAAACUAAUUUUCAGUCGGAGAGCUCUGAAAAGGAAGCUUUUUUGUCGUUGUUGUUUGAACGAAAAGGGCAGAGGAUAUUCUGAGGUUUAACAUGGAGAGAAACGGUCAGAGGAAGGGGAAAAAAACUGGAUGAAGACAGGUUUUUCUUUGUGUACUUCCUAAAUUAUUUUCAGCCAUCUCCAUCAGAUCAAAGCUUCAGUUAAAAGGCAUCACAAGGUUGGUUUUUUUGAGCUGUUAUAUGGGUUCUCUUGAAUGCGCUCUUAUGUCUUCACAUUUUUUUUUUCUAAGCCAGUAAGUUUUCUGCCUUUAGUUUACUAACAAGGGCUAUUUUUUGAGGCUGCAUUUACAAAAAAAAAAAAAAAAAAAGAUGAUCAUCUAACGAGAUUUUAUCAUAAACUUUGCACAUACUUAUAAAUCCCAACCCACGCUGGGUCUCCGAGACAUGCGUGUUUGCCAGUCUCCUUUCCCAGCGGGAUCUCUAAGCGAGAGCGGGGCUGUUUGAAGAAAACAAUUUGCGGAUCAGUUAGGAAAUCGGUGACUGUCCAAUGAAGUCUUUUCCGUAUUUUCCAUUCUUUUGCACCUCUUGUCCUGUUGAUCUGUUUGAGGUCUUUUUAUGUGUUUAUCAAACUUAUUCUUAAGUUUAAAGAAAAAAAAGAAAGUUUUUAAAAAAGAUUUAACUGUUUGUUUGCAAAAAUUUUGAAAGCUUCACAAUGCAGAGGAGAAGCAAGUAUUGCCAUAACGUUCAUGUUCGAUUUCUUUGGCCAGUUUUUCUGUGUCCUUCAU